Messenger RNA from Pelobates cultripes (western spadefoot toad), 3097 nucleotides. Lineage: Eukaryota; Metazoa; Chordata; Amphibia; Anura; Pelobatidae. The record is from the annotation of a GenBank genome assembly.
AUGCUGAAUAAGAAGCAUGCACCUUCAGAUUUUGUCAACAGGUUUCUGCCCCGUGAAUUAGCUAUCCUCAAGACAAUCUCUCACCCCCAUGUGGUUCAUGUGUUUGAGCUCAUUGAAUUGGAAAAUGGGGUACAAUGUAUUGUCAUGGAACUGUGCCACACAGAUCUCCUACAGCAGAUACAACAGGAAGGACCUUUCUCAAUGUCAGAGGCCCAACGCAUUUUUUCUCAAAUUGCCAGUGCCUUGCAGUAUCUGCAUGAAAACAAUAUUGUUCACAGGGAUCUGAAGUGUGAAAAUGUGCUUUUAACACAUGAUCAGUCUGUUAAACUCUCUGACUUUGGCUUCGGGAAGCAUUCUGUUAACCCUAUGGAGCUGUGCAACACCUACUGUGGCUCUGCUGCCUAUGCACCACCAGAGGUAAGUUGAUGCCAACUCUUGUAGCACAAGGGACAGAAAAUAUUUCAGAAGAGGUAAACAGUAAGUUAUGUAUACACACUCAUAGCCAAUAGGUUAUGUAUAAACACACACAUAUAGCCUGUAAUAUAUAUAUAUAUAAAUAUAAAAUUAUAUAUAUAUAUAUAUAUAUAUAUAUAUAAAAGAUGUAAAAAACAGAUAAAAUUUGUAUCUUGUAAUACCUUUUUUAUUGGACUAACAGAAUUUUUUAAUGACAAGCUUUCGGGAGAACCUCCCUUUCUCAAGUCUGAAGUAUUUAUGAGCAAGACGACACAUCUCAUCUUUGAAUUCUAUGUGUCGUCUUGCUCAGAAAUGCUUCAGACUUGAGAAAGGGAGGUUCUCCCGAAAGCUUGUCAUUAAAAAUUUCUGUUAGUCCAAUAAAAAAGGUAUUACAAGAUACAAAUUUUAUCUGUUUUUUACAUCUACAACACUGGCUACAAUCUCUACUUGAACUGUAUAUAUAUAUAUAUAUAUAUAUUAGAAAUGGCAGCACUCACAGUCUUCAAUAAAAAUCUUCUUUAUUUGCAAGGUUAAAACAUGAGAACAACAUGAAAUUAAACACACAUAUAUAAUAAAACCAGGGGCUGCACUCACCUGGACAUACAUAAACUGGGUGCUGCUGGGGCCAAUUUUUACAAUACAAGAGACAGCCACUCUUUGGUUUUGCACCCCUCCUUGUAACAGGUGCCUCAUUUCAGGGCCCUAUUUAGCUUUGUAAUGCGGAGAGUCCAAGAUUGAAUUUUUUCCCCAAGUAAGUGGGUUAAUCUCAUAAGAGCAGACGUUAUGCUGAUAGCGUAGGACCUGCCAAAGAUGGGGUACAUUGACAUUGUGGCAGGCUUAUGUAUUGUAUGAUCAUAUACUGUAACUAAACCCCCAUUAUUUUUGCCUCGAUUAGGUGUGCACUGUAUCUGGUGUCUUUUAUAUUCUAUCUAUCUAUCUAUCUAGUUUGUAUAUAUAACCUACAGUUUACCUCUUACUAAAUAUUUCCUGUCCCUUGUACUAAAUUUGCUUCUCUCACUAAUACUUACUAGUGUAAGGGUUUGUUAAUAUGGUCAUAUUUAGCCCAUGGCUAAGGACAUAGGGACAGGUAGCCACUGUUGGUGGGGGUUCCAGGUGGGCCAAUAUUUUCAUGGCCAGCUAAUUGGUACCUUUUAAGAAAAAACUCCUGGCAUUUACUAGCCAUAUUUAUCAUAAUUAUAUCACCCUCCACCCAGCAGGUGUAGAAAGAGAUAGAGGCCACUCAUAAGUCUCAUACCAUUUAAUAUGGUUCAAUGGACUUCACUUUUAUAUGAAUUAAUUAUUGGUCAUAGUGAGAAUCAACUGGUUAUCUUAAGGUUUGGGAGUGGAUCAGCUCUGUUUAAUUGCAUGCUGAGGUCUUACAGACUCCAGAAAAUAUAAAUGUAUUUAUUUGAAUUUCUCUUUCAGUGGACAGCAGCAUAGCACUGUUCUCCACUGCAGCAAUAAAAAGGUUAAUUGGUGUGGCAUAACUCCCCUAGCAAGACGUUUUACCUGGGCUCACUAGGAAGAACAUUUAUGCCAAAAAUUUUUAUUUUUAGUCAUUGAAACUGCAAUAACCUUUAGUAAAUAGCAAAUUGUGUCAUGGUUUCUAUGGUUUACUGUGAGGUGAUAUGACUCUAGUCAAAGCCAUUUACUGAUUGGAAAACAGUUGUUUAAAGGAACACUCUGGGCACCAAUACAACUUUAAUGCAUUUGAUGAGAUUUUGCACUCAUUAAUAUGCUGUAUUUUUUGCAUGUUAAACUUUUUAUAAUUGCGCACAAUAACUUUUUUUUUCAGAAUGCUGCACCUUAAGCCUGCCUCAUUAGCCAUGCUCCAUCAUGCCAGAAAUACUUCCUUAUCAAAUCCACUCACGCAGUCUCAGCUCCAACCCCACUGAGCACUGAGAGCUGCUUUCAUUUUGCAACCUGGCUGUAGAUAAACUAUAAACAGGUAGUACUAUUUAUACUAUAUGCCUCACUGAGUGUCCUCUUCUUCUAAUGCAGGUAGCUUUAUAGCUCAGAUCAAUUAUGUGAGGGGGCGUCGCUAAGAAGGCAGGCUUAUGGAGAAGCAUUCUGCAACAUAAUUAUUUUUUGUGUAAAAACAGUAAUGAUUUCAGCAAAAAUACAGCAUAUUAAUAAGGCCAAUACUCAUCAAAUGCAUUUAAGUUGUAUUGGUGCUCCGAGUAUCCCUUUACUGUAACAUGGAGAAAUACUGUCAUGAUCACUGUCGAUGACUUUCAUGAUCGUCACCAAAACUGAGAUACUGAAAACCUCAAUCCAACAACAUGGGAUUCAUUAUAGUGUCACCCAUGUUAAUACGAAUUUUUUUUUUUUUAAGGUUCUGUUGGGGAUCCCAUAUAACCCAAGGAAGUAUGACAUAUGGAGUCUUGGUGUGGUUCUCUACAUUAUGGUAACUGGCAAAAUGCCUUUUGAUGAUUCCAACAUCAGCAAGCUUCCAGAAAUUCAACAGAAAGGAGUGGAAUAUCCAAACUUUAUCACUAUCAAUGAAAAGUGCUGGAGUCUAAUCAAGAACCUACUAAACUUCAGUCCUUCUGAUCGACCAGAUAUCAGCACUGUGGCAAGGUUCACCUGGCAAGGAACACCAAAGUCUGAAAGAAAGCCUAGCCGGCAGAGUGAUAAAGAAUGA